Mauremys mutica (yellowpond turtle) is the source of this 2634-nucleotide messenger RNA. It is a transcript of the gene DOK6, whose product is annotated as docking protein 6. The record is from RefSeq and is a predicted model, not a curated record. Lineage: Eukaryota; Metazoa; Chordata; Testudines; Geoemydidae. Gene Ontology annotation, cellular component: cytoplasm. The transcript has 8 exons. Gene Ontology annotation, biological process: cell surface receptor protein tyrosine kinase signaling pathway; positive regulation of MAPK cascade. The coding region runs from base 175 to 1170 and encodes 331 amino acids.
CAGCGCGAGCCAGCGGGAGCGGGGAGCAGCCCGGCUGCUGCUGCUGCUGCUGCUGCCUGGAUGCCAGAGGCUCCCCGGGAGCCGGCGGCCAGAGGCACCCCGGAAGAGCCGCAGGAGGAGGAGGACGAGGCCCCCGGGCUGUGAGCGGAGCGGAGGAAGCCGGCACCGCUGGCCAUGGCCUCCAACUUUAACGAUAUCGUCAAGCAGGGCUACGUGAAAAUCCGCAGCAGGAAGCUGGGGAUUUUCAGGCGAUGCUGGUUGGUUUUCAAGAAGGCUUCUAGUAAAGGACCCAGAAGGCUAGAAAAAUUUCCAGAUGAAAAAGCAGCAUAUUUCAGAAAUUUUCAUAAGGUAACUGAGCUUCACAACAUCAAAAACAUAACCAGACUGCCUAGAGAGACAAAGAAGCAUGCAGUGGCAAUUAUUUUUCAUGAUGAGACAUCAAAGACAUUUGCCUGUGAGUCAGAACUGGAGGCAGAGGAGUGGUGCAAACAUCUUUGCAUAGAGUGUCUAGGGACCAGGCUCAAUGAUAUAAGCCUUGGGGAGCCAGAUUUGCUUGCUGCUGGAGUCCAGAGAGAACAAAAUGAGCGAUUCAACGUAUAUCUUAUGCCUACACCAAAUUUAGAUAUCUAUGGGGAAUGUACAAUGCAGAUCACACAUGAAAACAUCUAUCUCUGGGAUAUCCAUAAUGCCAAGGUCAAGCUGGUCAUGUGGCCUCUGAGUUCUUUGCGGAGAUAUGGGCGUGACUCAACAUGGUUCACAUUUGAGUCUGGAAGGAUGUGUGACACAGGAGAAGGACUGUUCACCUUUCAGACAAGGGAAGGAGAGAUGAUCUAUCAGAAAGUCCAUUCUGCAACACUGGCGAUAGCUGAGCAACAUGAAAGACUAAUGAUGGAGAUGGAGCAAAAGGCACGGCUCCAGACCAGUCUGAGUGAACCAAUGACAUUAUCCAAGUCAAUCUCACUUCCCCGCAGCGCAUACUGGCAUCACAUCACCCGACAGAACAGCGUUGGAGAAAUCUACAGUUUACAAGGUCACAGUCUCAGUUCAGCAAAGGUGUCUCGUGCACAGACGUUUCCCAGCUACACCUCAGAGCCGGGCAAGGAGCACCAGCAGUCCCUGUCGCUGUCUAGCAGCUAUGGAUUCAGCUACAGUUCAGCCGUCAUCCAAUGAUACACACACAACAGAUGACCAGAGAGACAAUAGAGCCUGGAACCUGCCUGUAGGGCCAGGAAGCCACUUGCACCCUCAAAAUCCAUGAAAGACAAAUUAUAAUGAAAACUGAGGCCUACCAGCUCCAGUCUGGUCACAGUGAAGAUUAAAAACUGCAGUGCAACUUCCCUGAGGCACAGGCUAAGUCUUUUAUUUAUUUAAUUUUUAUUUUCUUUCGUCCAUAUGUAAAAACAACCAGACCGAUUUCCAGGUGUAAGAAAGCAAUUGAAUCCAAUGAAACCCUCUUGCUGUGAAACAGAGGUUUCUGCUUCACUGGACACCACCUGUUCUGGGUGGAAACAUGAUGACACACUUUAGACUUGUCACCCAACACUAUGGUCAAGUUUGCCCAUCUCCAUUCCCACUGGCAUCACCCACCUUUUUUAUAUCCAACUGAUUGCCCAUUGGUUCCAGUUGGUACUGGAAAAGUGUUGUCCAUUAAACAGUAUAGCAACUGUAGAUGUUAUCCUUAGAAAUAAGCAAAGCUGCAAUUACAAAAAGGAGUGAAUACCUUUUUAAUCAGGCUCCCAUAGCUACCAUGUUUAACUCUACGUAUAUAUUGGGAGUAACAAGAUAAUGAUUAGUAACAUCUUGGGAAAUAGAAUUUGGUUCAUUAAAAGUAAUAUUACUACCUAGUAUAGCUCUCAUUUUAAAAGGCCAAUUUCUGCCUAUGAAUGCCAUUCAGAGCUGUACAUAAAUAUCUAAAGGGCAGAAUCCAGCUCUUAGACCUGUGAAGUCUUCACAGCUGCAAAAUAUCUAAACAGGACUGUCACUGUUAUGACAAGUAUAUAUUUACAAAAAAGAGGGGAAACUGUUCUUCAAACAAAGGAAUCUGGGCUGAAUUCUUGAAAGGCAAUCUCCUAUUCUACCUUCUGAGCUAGAUUCUCUGCUAGUGUCUAGCAGCCUAGCUCUAUUCUUGUGCUUCUGGUCAUUGUUACUUUGAUUUUUUCAGUUACUUUCCCAGAUUUGUGUUUUAGUCACAUUGUGUGUUGUGUAUGAUUGUGGAUCAAUUAACCACUUAACUUGGAAAGACAUGGAACAAUUCUAAAGUAGGCCUUUCCGUGCUUGAAAGGCAUUUAAAAAACAAAACCCUGCUAAGUUUGUUGAGAAUCAGUAAGGGAUAAUGUGAAAGGCACAAAUGUAGGUGUGGAGAAUGAGUUUGAGCUGUCCUGAAUAUUUAAUUGUUCAAAAGGGUCAUCAAUUAUUUAUGUGCAGCAUGUGAUGCUCUGAAAUGCUGGAAAUUGGGGGAACAAAAAUCUGCUUGCUGUGUAUUGUGUGAGCCAACCGUACAGUCCAUUCUCUUUAUGGAUUGUUUGCCACGAUUACCAGAGACAUUCUUGUCAUUAGUUGUCAGGCCUGGCAGAAGAAGUAUAACAAGGAAAAGAGCAGUUGAUUCUUUUUCCAAUUACAUGAACAGUUUUAUCU